GCCGAUUGGCGGGACCGGGGACGCUGAACUUUAACACCUUUGCGCAUCGUUGUUAUUUCUGUUGUCAUUGUUAAUAUUAGUAGUAUUUCUGCUUGUUUUUGUUUUGCUCGCCGUGAGCAUGGUUGCCGCGCUCCGCUCCCUGCUCGUGUCCGUGACUCUGGCUGCGGUUGCGCGCCUGUCCACCGCCGUGGGCGCGGUGAUCCGCUGCGAGCCGUGCGACGCGGGAGCCUGGACGCUGUGCGAUCCCGUGCCCGAGGACUGCGUGGAGCGGGUGCGCGAACCGGGCUGCGGCUGUUGCGUGACGUGCGCGCUGGCCGAGGGUCGAGCGUGCGGGGUUUACACGGGGCGAUGCGGUGCGGGGCUGGUCUGCCGACACCGGCCGGGCGAACCGAGGCCACUGCACGCGCUGCUGGAGGGCCGAGGGGUGUGCGUGAACCAGACCGCACCUCCUUCAGUCAGCGCUCGACAAGUUGAGGGUGCCAGGAUGCCUGAGGAAGAUUCCAGCAGCAACACAACGAGCCCGUCUGUGCCAGCUGGACACGAGCAGUCAACGGAUGUCUCUCCCUCCCACAAUCGGCGUACUCCGCCCUACGGGCUUCACCCCAAAGCUGAGGACAUCCGACGGGAGCAAAUCCGGAAGAGCCAGAGCUUCAAAAUAGAGAAAUCUCCGGCAGUAGCCUCUUCCAACCAUGAGAACAUUGCCUUCGAGUCCAUGCUGGAGCGAGAAUAUGGUCCAUGUCGACGGGAAAUGGAUGGCAUACUCAACAUGGUGAAGGUCGCACACAUGGUGAACGCCCGAGGCUUUCGCAUCCCGAACUGCGACAGGAAAGGAUUCUACAGGAAAAAGCAGUGCUGGCCGUCUAAAGGUCGGAAACGAGGCAUAUGCUGGUGCGUGGACAAGUAUGGCCAGGCCCUGCCCGGCUUAGAAGGAAAGGAGAGAGGAAGUGUGCAGUGCUACACUAUGGAGAGCCAAUAAACAAAAGCAGACGGGGGGAAAA
This is a messenger RNA of Tachysurus vachellii, 998 nucleotides long. RefSeq names its product insulin-like growth factor-binding protein 3. Gene Ontology annotation, cellular component: extracellular region. Gene Ontology annotation, biological process: regulation of insulin-like growth factor receptor signaling pathway. NCBI's taxonomy places the organism in Eukaryota, Metazoa, Chordata, Actinopteri, Siluriformes, Bagridae. The record is from RefSeq and is a predicted model, not a curated record. Gene Ontology annotation, molecular function: insulin-like growth factor II binding; fibronectin binding; insulin-like growth factor I binding. The coding region runs from base 119 to 976 and encodes 285 amino acids. The transcript has 4 exons.